UAAAAAUAUUAGUGGCUAAACUGUGCCGGAGAAAGUAUAGGCACUGUGAUUCACAUAGUUCAGUGUUCAUUUAGUAGGGCUGGGGUGAAAAAAACACGGUUUCGACUUGAAAUGCUAGAAGAUUGUUGUUCUUGUGUUACUCAUUCAUGCAAAUUGGAGAAGGUAUAAUUGAAACAAGGUUGGCUCUGUUUGAGUCAGUGUGCUGCAGCUGAGCUCAGCUUAAAGGUCGCUGGAAAUCAAGUGCUUUGUAAGUGAGGGCAUUUUGACUACAAGCGAUUCAAGAUAUUUUGGAACCGUCAGCCUCAGGACCGGGCUGUCUUUUUCUCUCCGUGAUAUCUGGUAUCUGAUGUUUUACCAAGGACGCAGGGUACUGCUCCGCAGCUCUUUGAGGCAGCACAAAUGAUUUUUUCUUGCGAUGCCGUGCAGCUGCUUCUAGCCUGUCUCCCGACAGAGAUCUUUGUUAUGACUUCCAGCCCUUAACAUGUUUGGAAAUGAGGACAAAUGGCACAAAGCUUACGAUUGCACUUUGCAGCCAGAAGAAGCAAUACGUACCCUUUGUCAGAGACCUCCGGAGAUGAUUUGGAUGGCCACGUCCACAUGGGCUUCCAAAAGCCAGCACGGAUUUCAGCGUCGAACGUGGUUCAAAUGAAGUUGACUCCCAGACACGCUGCUGGAGCUCCAUUAAUCAAGGAAAGUGUUAAGGCUCAGGAAAGACCAUCUGCUCCUGCGUCUGAAAAUGUUAAUAAAAAGAGCAGCUGUUUACAGAUUUCACUGCAGCCAACAAGGUACAGUGGAUGUCUUCCAUCUUGCAGUGUCUUAGCUGAUGGCGAUGACACGUCUUCGUGUGCUUGUGUCUUGAAGAAUGACAUUGACAGCCCUGCUGUGGCUGAUCAUGAACUGAAUGCUGGCACCGGUGGCCACCUUUUAAGCAGUUCUGCCAUGUGUAGCGGUAGCCUUUGUCACUUUCCUGCCAGUGAUAAUGGAUCUUACAGCAGCACCGGUAGUGACUACGGGUCAUGUGCAAGUAUCACAAGCGGAGGCUCGUACGCAAACAGUGUUGUCAGUGACAGCAGCAGUUACACUUUUCCAUCAAGCGACGAUCCAUUUUUGGGUGGAAAUUUAUAUUCUGACAGCACCUCCCACAGAAGUGUGCCAAUCAGGAUUGCCACUCCACGUGAAAUUUUUUCAAGAAGUACGAGUACAGUUCCUUUUGUCCAGGAUGACUUGGAGCCUGGAUUAGAGACAGUGAAGUUGGCAGUGAGCAGGAACCCGAAAAUGCCACUCAAACGCUGCUCAUCCUUGGUCAUUUUUCCCAGGAGUCCUUCAAAUACCCCACCAACGUCUCCCACGAGUACAAGUACUCUUCCGAGCAAAGGAUCCUACCAAACUUCACACCAGUUUCUGGUGUCUGCCAGUGACAUGGCACAUCAUGAAGAUGGUACCAGUGCUAAAGGAUUUCUUUCAACAGCUGUCAAUGGGCUCCGGUUGUCUAAAACAAUCUACACACCUGGAGAAGUAAGAGACAUCCGGCCACUUCACGGGAAGGGCUCGGCACCAAAGAAAGUUGCCCUGUCACGGAACAGUCCCAAACAGAGUGCCUGGGAGAAGUCACCUGAAGGAUAUUCUUGUGUUUCAGUGCAUUUCACACAACCAAAGGCAAUCACAGCAGAUGGUGAAACUACAGAUGAGAAUUGUCAAGCAGAGAUGUCGGAAGUCGAGCUGAACUCUGAUUCAGAGUGCAUGCCCAAGCUCAGACCCAGGACAUCUGUAUGUUUGCCAUCCUCCCUAAAUGCAGAUUACCAAGUAAAUAUCAGUGGAGAGUUGGAAAGACCAAAUUCCCCGACAAACAAAAGCCAUGCCAUUUUACAAAGGAGUAUUUCAUUGGGAGGAACUUAUCCAAGUAUUUCCUGUUUAUCCAGCCUUCAACACAAUUGUGCUAAGGGGGGACCAUCUCAGUUGCUCAUCAAGUUUGCAUCUAGGAAUGAAGAUCAGGUUGCGGGUUUCUCAAGAGACAACAGAGAUUUCAUAAAUGAACUGUCCAAUUCUUGUAAGACAAGAGAUGAUUUCCUAGGUCAAGUGGAUGUUCCUCUUUAUCCGUUACCGACAGAAAAUCCCAGAAUGGAGAGACCUUACACAUUUAAGGAUUUUGUUCUUCAUCCAAGAAGUCACAAAUCAAGAGUUAAAGGUUAUCUGAGACUAAAAAUGACUUACUUACCUAAAACCAGUGGCUCAGAAGAUGAUAACGCAGAACAGGCUGAGGAGUUAGAGCCUGGCUGGGUUGUUUUGGACCAACCAGAUGCUGCUUGCCAUUUGCAACAGCAACAGGAACCUUCCCCUCUACCUCCAGGAUGGGAAGAGAGGCAGGAUAUCCUGGGAAGGACCUACUAUGUAAACCAUGAAUCAAGAAGGACACAGUGGAAACGACCAACCCCUCAGGACAGCCUAACAGAUGCUGAAAAUGGCGACAUUCAACUCCAAGCACAACGUGCAUUUACCACCAGGCGGCAGAUAUCCGAGGAAACAGAAAGUGCUGACCACCGAGAGUCUCCCGAGAACUGGGAAAUUAUACGAGAAGAUGAAGCCACCCCGUAUGGCAAUCACACCUCCCCGUCCCUUCCACCAUCCAGUCACAUGAAUGCUCAGACUCAUCUCGCAGAAGAAUUGAAUGCCAGACUUGCUGUUUCUGGAACUUCAGCCACCAGCCCACAAGUACCCAGCUCAAAUCAUUCCAGCAGAAGAGGCAGCUUGCAAGCCUAUUCUUUUGAGGAACAGCCUACACUUCCUGUGCUCUUGCCUACUUCAUCUGGAUUGCCACCAGGUUGGGAGGAAAAACAAGAUGAAAGAGGACGGUCGUACUAUGUAGACCACAACUCCAGGACCACCACCUGGACGAAGCCGACCGUACAGGCCACGGUGGAAACCAGCCAGCCGCCCUUGAGCCAGAGCGCUCCUGCAGGCCCUCAGCUGCAGAUGUCCCCCAGUGACCCAGUGCAGCAGGUGGCCCAGCCAACAGAAGCAGAGCAAGGAUUCCUUCCCAGAGGUUGGGAAGUCCGGCACGCACCCAAUGGGAGGCCUUUCUUCAUUGACCACAACACCAAAACCACCACCUGGGAAGAUCCACGAUUGAAAAUCCCAGCUCAUCUGAGAGGAAAGGCGCCCCUUGAAUCUUCCAGUGACCUGGGGCCAUUACCCCCAGGAUGGGAAGAGAGAACUCACACAGAUGGAAGAAUAUUCUACAUAAAUCACAAUAUUAAAAAGACUCAAUGGGAAGACCCUCGGUUGCAGAAUGUAGCAAUAACUGGACCAGCAGUGCCCUACUCCAGGGAUUACAAAAGAAAGUAUGAAUUCUUCCGAAGGAAGUUGAAGAAGCAGAAUGACAUUCCAAACAAGUUUGAAAUGAAGCUUCGCCGGGCGACUGUCCUCGAGGACUCGUACCGGAGGAUCAUGGGCAUCAAGAGGGCGGACUUCCUCAAGGCCCGCCUGUGGAUUGAGUUCGACGGGGAAAAGGGAUUAGAUUAUGGAGGAGUCGCCAGAGAAUGGUUCUUCCUGAUCUCCAAGGAGAUGUUCAACCCUUACUACGGGUUGUUUGAGUAUUCUGCCACGGAUAAUUACACCCUACAGAUCAAUCCGAACUCUGGGUUGUGUAACGAAGAUCACCUCUCGUACUUCAAGUUCAUCGGCCGGGUAGCUGGAAUGGCUGUGUAUCAUGGCAAACUGUUGGAUGGUUUUUUCAUUCGCCCAUUUUACAAGAUGAUGCUACACAAACCGAUAACACUGCAUGAUAUGGAAUCGGUGGACAGUGAAUAUUACAACUCACUAAGAUGGAUUCUUGAAAAUGAUCCAACAGAACUGGACCUGAGGUUUAUCAUAGAUGAAGAACUGUUUGGACAGACACAUCAACAUGAGUUGAAAAAUGGUGGAUCAGAAAUAGUUGUCACCAAUAAGAACAAAAAGGAAUAUAUUUAUCUUGUCAUACAGUGGCGAUUUGUAAACCGAAUCCAGAAGCAAAUGGCUGCGUUUAAAGAGGGAUUUUUUGAACUAAUACCACAGGAUCUCAUUAAAAUAUUUGAUGAAAAUGAGCUAGAGCUUCUGAUGUGUGGCUUGGGGGAUGUGGACGUGAACGACUGGAGAGAACAUACCAAGUAUAAGAACGGCUACAGCGGCAGCCAUCAAGUCAUACAGUGGUUCUGGAAGGCUGUUUUAAUGAUGGAUUCGGAGAAAAGAAUAAGAUUACUUCAGUUUGUAACCGGCACAUCCCGUGUUCCCAUGAAUGGAUUUGCUGAACUGUAUGGCUCAAAUGGACCACAGUCAUUCACCGUGGAGCAGUGGGGUACGCCGGAGAAGUUGCCCAGAGCUCACACCUGCUUUAAUCGCUUGGACCUGCCACCCUAUGAGUCCUUCGAAGAAUUGUGGGAUAAACUUCAGAUGGCCAUUGAAAACACUCAGGGUUUUGACGGAGUUGAUUAGAUUACCAAGAGCCAUCUGUGGUAUUUUGCUCCCUCCAUUUUAUAAACAAAAUCUUGACUUAAAAAUUUUCCAGGUAACUAAAACUUGGCCGCUGGUUGGAGAAAAUUAUAUUUAAACACACACAUUGGAAUAGCCCGACAACUUUACCAUUAUUUUAGUCACUUCGGUAUGUUGCAUUUACACAGUUGUUGCAUCCUGUCUUUACACUAAAGGAUAUGAGCCCUGUGUUUCUGAAACAGUCUUGCCCUUGACAUUGACCUCUGUUACAGUAUUAGCCAGGCAAUUCUUUCUUAAACUACUGAAAUUAUAACUGUGAAACAUUUGUGAUAAGUGUCAUGUGUGAAAAAUUUGAUGCUUUUUGAGAAGGAAACCUGAAAUUGGAGGGGUCUGGGUGGAAUAAUGCUUUACUAUUUAGUAAACUACAAUAUAUCGACUGCUAUUUGCAGCUAUUUAUUUUCUUGUACCCCUGCCUUUUGCACCUUACUGCCCAUAUUUUUAGAAAGAAAAAAAAAACUUGGAAAGUGCAUUACUCUCUAUUUUUAGUCAACUGACUCACUUGCAAAAAAUUGUUUACUUCACUUGAAAAGUAUGUGGCUCUUGUGAGUUUGCAGUUUUUGUCGGCCAGGUGACACAUACGCCGUGUGAAGCAAAUUCUUAAUUGCGGUGGGGAAAAGUAUUAAAGUCUUUCCCUUGCCUUCACAGCACAGAAUUCUUUGGUAUAGCCAUCUUUUUUUUUUUCAUGUUUUCAUGUAGUUAGAAUUCUUUCAAACAUUACAGCUCUAGAAGCAGUAUUUCUAAGUAUGACUUGAAGAAGUAAGUUAAAUGUAUAGUAAGUACCUGCCUUUACAAUUCAUUCUUUAUACUUGCACAAUUAUGUAGUAAAUAUAUGUUUACAGGGUUUAUUGUGUUUACAGGCUAAGCUAAUUUCUGUAGUUGCAUUUUUAUAUUUUUAGUAUCACUUUAGUAAGAAAAAAAUACUUUGUUAAAAAAUAACCAAAGAAUCGUAAUGCAGAAUUUGUGUUCAAUUUGUUACCAUAUUUCUUGUGCUUUUUUUAAAAAGAAAAAUACUGUUUACUAUGAAAAUGAUGAUAUUUUGUUGUAAGUCCAAAGCUCUUAGGGAGAAUCCUGCUUUAACCAAACUCAAGUACAGAAUGACAUGUGCACGCAUUCGGCGAGCGCUUACUGAGUGCCUGCUGUCCCCGGCACUGCGCGAGGCCCCAGGGGUCGAAGUGGUCCGCUUCAGAGAAAUCCAGCUCCGUUCUCAUCCUCAAGGAACAUGGACGUACGUACAUGAAUGCGUGAGUCCAAAAUAAGGCCAAAGGGAAGUGUUGUAGGUUCCAAGGCACCUCCAAAGAUACAGGGUAUACGACUCCAUGCGUUCCUGUAGAAAAUGGUUCUGGAAAAAUUAAACCUAUUCCUCAAUCAAUCUCAAUGGCUUAGGAGUAAUUGUAAAUAUAUGUUAUGAAUCUUCUGGCAUAUAUGCAUAUGCUCUAUGAGAGUUAUAAAACUGUACUCUGGCUCUUCCUGGCUUAAGUGUGUUGAGAUAUGGUAGCAUGAGUACCUGGGAGAGAUCUCAAAUGUGACAGUGGUAAAACCACUUUCCAAACAGCACAGCCUCAGUGCAGUUUAAGGACAGGAUCCACGGAUCGACGCACCCGACCCCACCCCGUAGUGUCUUCAGCAGCAUCAGCCAGCGCUCCAGAACGCUGGCCAGGGCCAACCUGGCUGUUGUCUUGCACCUGUGUGCACUGAACAGCAUGACCUCUCUGGGCUCCAGGCUCCUCCUGUUCAUCUGCCGUGUGCAAGUAACUCUGUCCCAGCCUUACUGUCAUCCCAGACUGUUGGAUGUUCCAGAGAUAAGAGACCUGGCCCUGGGAUCUGUGAAGGACUGCGCGCCAUCAGAGGAUGUGUGGAAUUGGCCAUCAGAUUUGGCCCCAUCACGGGCACAUAUUGCUUGUACCCCAGAGAAGCAUCUCCUGUGAAACAGCAAGGAGCCCUCAUGGACAAGGAAGUAGGAGCAUGUCUGGCACGCAUGCCCAGAUGGGUAUCAAUCUUUAUCUCUAGGCAGAUCUUACCACCAGAAUUCUUUUUCCCCACACCAGCAAUGCUGUACUCCUAUGGGGCAGUUAAUUUUGGAAAUGUUCUCACUGCACAGAACUGAAUGUGAAAACUAUUUUUUUGAAGCAGAAUUUUACCAAAUGAUUACUCAAAUAUCACUUGUGUAAGUUACAGCAGUCGCCAGAGACUGAGGAAAUGCAGAACCUGAUCUUGCUGCUCAGAAAGAACCUGGUGGGAAGGAAACCAGAUUGUCUCCUAGCAGCUCCCAGCGACCAUCAUUCCCUGCUCUCCUGGUGUGGGCUGUCAGGCCAGAGGAGCCGGAAACAGCCCCUCGUCCCACAUCGACAAGUAUCGGCUGCCUUCUGUGGGCGAGUCAGGAGGGUCAUGUUCAGCAAGCGACAAUAUCCUAGUUUUCUAGGCAUUAUAAGCACAUCACUUGAGCCUAUAUUUUUCUCUAAUCAAAAAAUCAUUAACAGUUAUAUUACAAGCGCAUUACAUCAUAGCCAGAAUCCAAGUGGAAUUUGUUUCAGUUUAUUUAUAAUGGUGACAUUAUUCCAUCUAAGAUUCGAAUAUAAAUCGUUUUGAUUAUAAACCAUUGACAUUUUUUAAAAAUCUGAGAUGGAAAUAUACCAAGAUUAAUAUGCCAAAAUUUGUUACAAAUUUUGUAAGAUCUGGA
Ochotona curzoniae (black-lipped pika) is the source of this 7201-nucleotide messenger RNA. It is a transcript of the gene NEDD4, whose product is annotated as NEDD4 E3 ubiquitin protein ligase. Gene Ontology annotation, biological process: ubiquitin-dependent protein catabolic process; regulation of dendrite morphogenesis; neuromuscular junction development. Bases 502 to 4467 code for a protein of 1321 amino acids. Gene Ontology annotation, molecular function: protein binding; sodium channel inhibitor activity; ubiquitin protein ligase activity. NCBI's taxonomy places the organism in Eukaryota, Metazoa, Chordata, Mammalia, Lagomorpha, Ochotonidae. The record is from RefSeq and is a predicted model, not a curated record. The transcript is spliced from 25 exons.